Molecule: messenger RNA, 2881 nt
Organism: Myxocyprinus asiaticus (Chinese sucker)
Lineage: Eukaryota; Metazoa; Chordata; Actinopteri; Cypriniformes; Catostomidae
Product: serine/threonine-protein kinase 19-like
Exons: 6
Coding region: 222-998 (258 amino acids)
Biological process (GO): positive regulation of Ras protein signal transduction; protein phosphorylation
Molecular function (GO): protein serine/threonine kinase activity
Source: RefSeq, a predicted model, not a curated record
AUUGUGCUUCAUAAUAGCACAUGAAGAAGAGUCUCGGUCAACCGUUUGAUGAGCUCUAAACAAAUAAUCAAACAUUCCUAAAACAGCAGAGUUACAAUUGAAAUAUUCUCAAAUUAUUCUACUAUAUCAACAUGUUACAAACUAGCAUAGAAGCUAUAUUAGUACAAGUAAAAUCUAAAUAAAAAUAGUAUCUCUGCUAAUAGCUUGAAAGUCAGUAAGAAAUGAACAGAAAAAGAGCUUUAAUCGCAGAUACAUUCUGUUUAAUGAAGAAACGCAGAUCUGGAGCUGACAGUGUUAAUGGGGAGAGUCAAGAUGGAGUGACUGAUAUCAGAUCAAGCUUGCAGUGCCUCAUGAUGCUGUUUUCACGCAAACUCUUCAACGACACUCUUCCUCCUGUGGUGUUAAAACAUCAGCUGUACAGUUUACACAAUGACAAAACCUUAGUGGACAAGCAGGUGAAUGAAAUGAGAGAAAACGGCGAGCUGUUGAUGUUCCAGAUGGGAUUCGACUCUGAGGCCUUCGCUUUGGUGUUUUCUGAAGACUACAGAUCCAAAGUUCUUCAGGGGCAGGCAGGCAGAGAGACUCUCGGAACUGUAGAGAAAUUUCUGGAUAAACUAAUUCCCGCCUGCUCCGAGUUGAGCUUCAACAAAGAGAAAAUGCUAAAAGAGUUCCUCUUUACAGACUCUGAGAUCACGCAGCUGGUGAAAUCAGGUGUGCUGACCGUGAGGGAUGCGGGCAGCUGGUGGCUUUCAAUCCCAAACUCUGGCAAAUUCAUUAAGUAUUUCAUUAAAGGGCGCAAAACUGUUCUUGGCAUGGUAAAGAAAUCCAAAUAUGGUGAAAUCCUAAAGACUGAAUUGGAGGGACGGCACACACCUGCCCAGGUUAAAUUCCAGAUGAAGUAUCACAUUCAUGAUAUUGUUGGAGCGGAGUUAGUUGAAUGCAUACAGACAACAUCAGGGACGGUAUUACGUUAUGUGGAUGGAAACAACUUGUCUUAGAUUCAAUUUAGUACACAUUUGAAUGAACUGUAUAGUUUUAUUUAUUGCCAUGUUUUGUUUUGGGUUACAAACAGCCCCAAGGCAACAGUGUAUUAUUGUUUGCUUUAUCAGAUAUAAUAUUUCACAUUAAUAAAAAAAACAAAAAACAAUUCUCAUUCAUUAAUAGUACAUAUGCCAUACAUUUUUUUACGUUUAUCAGUUGAAGUCAACAUGCAAUCAGAUUUGACCCCAUGUACUGUGCACAAUUCAUCAUCAAUAUCCUGUUUCAAGUCAAAUGUGUUGCAAAACUCUUUUCAUGUCGACUUUAAAGCCUAUCACUUUUUCAAAUGUACACUUGGAAUCAAACCAAAUGUUUUAAGGUUUAAUCUGAAUUUAUUGUAUUUGAAAAACAAGUGACAUCAUGAUUACCACUAAAAACAGGGUAACAAUGUUAUUAGUACAUGAAUAAAAUGUUAGUUAAAAAUGAUUAACUAUAAUGGGAAUUUAAGAUAAACCUACUCCACAUAAUAAUCCUGUAGUGUUUAUUUUGUAACAUUAGCAAAUAUAAAAGUGUCAAGAAGACAAAAAAUAAAAUUCUAAAAAUGUGCUGUUAACAAAAAUAUAUAUUUCUAUAUGGCUGUAAAGGGUGUACUUAAAAUACCCAGACCAUUAAAGGAUUGUUUUAACUAUCAGAUUUACCUGUACACUAAAAGUCCCACAUGAUCCAUUUGAUAUUCCAGACCCGGACAGCCUUUGUCAAAUAUAUAGGACAUCUUAAGUAGAAAGGACCUUCAAAACUGGGAUGCAGAUAUUUGGAAAUCUGUCAUCACCUCUUACAGCUGAAAUAUUUAUGACAUACUGGGGUGAAUCACACAAUAUCUGUCAAGGGUCAUAUUUCACCCCAAAAUCAAUAAUAAUAAUAAUAAAAUAAAAAGUGUUUUACUUACAAUUUAACACAUCUUAAUACCAUUGAGGUUUUUGGAAUUAUGACAAUCUUUCAUGACAAUUAACCACAUUUCCCAUUAAAUCUCAAAUUAUAAUGGCCAAAAAAAAAAACAACUGUUCUCAAUUAUAAUGCAUAAAAAUGAGGAAUUAUUUAAAUAGUCAAGUAUUUCUAUUAGUAGUAUUUGUAGUGUUUAAAAACAAAUCAAAAAUCAACCUGUAGUACCUUAAAAAUGGAUGUAUUGCAGUAAUUGGAAAUGGACUCACUAUUGAGUAUAACAGAAAUUACAAAAAGUAAAACAUCUGAACAUCAGGCUAUUAUAUUAUCUGAAUACAUUAAGGUAAUGGAAAUUUGGGUGGGAAAAUGUGGUUAACUGUCAUAAAAAUGGUCACAAUACAAAAAAGGUCCUAAACUAGGCUAAACUGGUUUUGCAAAUAUAUUUCUUUGAUUUUGAGGUUCAAUGUGGCCUGGACAUGUUUUCAUGAUAUUCCCCCACUGACAUAAAAGCAUUGCAAUGAGUGCAGCCUCAAAUACAGUAUAACCCCCAGACAAAUCAUAGUGUUAACAAAACCUGAUAAUGAAGAAAUAUACAAAUCUGGAAGGACAUCUCAUCCUUCUGUUUACAGAACCUCUUGUUUUAGUGUGAGGUAAGCUGACUUCUCAGUAGCUAACAGUUAGCUUUGGUUUGCCAAAUGGUUGCAGCACGUAAGAGGUAAUAAGCAACAAAUUUAGUGUAUACAAUGCUGCCAUUUCCUAUUGUAGUGCUAUUUGGCAAGAUCUUCAUUCCUUUCAAACAAAGACUGUAAACAAACAUUAUGGGUUCUCAAUGGAAGGAACCAACUUCAGGUCAUUGUUAACCUUCUAGUUAAUAUCCGUUAUCCAUCAAAGGCCGCAGGUAGUACAAUAAUGUGUGUCUAAGGGAGAUGGGUUAAGAAUAAUAUAUAUAUAUAUUUUUUUUUUU